This is a messenger RNA of Priceomyces carsonii, 1212 nucleotides long. RefSeq names its product proteasome regulatory particle lid subunit. Gene Ontology annotation, molecular function: structural molecule activity. Bases 1 to 1212 code for a protein of 403 amino acids. Gene Ontology annotation, biological process: ubiquitin-dependent protein catabolic process. The transcript has a single exon. NCBI's taxonomy places the organism in Eukaryota, Fungi, Ascomycota, Pichiomycetes, Serinales, Debaryomycetaceae. The record is from RefSeq and is a predicted model, not a curated record. Gene Ontology annotation, cellular component: cytosol; proteasome regulatory particle, lid subcomplex; nucleus.
AUGUCAGCAAUGGAGUUAGAUAAUGACAUCUCCACUGUGUUGGCCACAAUGAGGUCGGAGACAGAAAACUCAGAUUUGAUACAAAUCUUUUACGAAUUGGAAGAUUUUUAUGAGCGAAAGUUAUGGCACCAAUUGACUUUGUCCUUAGAGCAGUUUUUCCUGAUUCCAGAAUCAGAGCAAUUGAGAUUUCAAAUCUACAAUGGUUUUGUAGCGAAGCUUCUCCUGAAGCUUAAUCCGAUUAAAGCUACUGAUUUCCUUCUUGAAAGUUUUGAUGAGAAGUAUGAAGAUAUUGUUGAGAAUUUGUUAGUAUCUAAGAAUUUCUAUAUUAAACAAAUCAAAUCAAAUCAAUCAUCAAAAAUCGACAAUCUAGAUGAAGUAAUUGAAAAUGACGAAUCAUUGAUAUAUAUUAACUUGCAACUCGCUCGGUAUUACUUAUUAUUGAAUGACAUUCCAAGCGCUGAAAAGAUUUUAGAUGCUUUAAAUUCGAAAUUCAAUAAUGCUGAUUUCGAAAGCAAUUUCAAUUCCAAAAUCAAUGCCGCUUUUUACUUGACCAAUUGUCAAUAUUAUAAGAUUAAUGAGAAUUAUAACCAAUUUUAUUUGAACGGUCUUUUAUACUUAUCUUCGGUAGAUAAUUUGCUGAAUGAUGAGGAAAUCAAGUUAUGUUAUGACUUAUGUAUAUCAGCACUUCUAGGAGACAAGAUAUAUAACUUCGGAGAACUUGUUUUACACAAUAUCUUGAACGUUAUAAAGGAUAAUGAGUAUAAUUGGUUAUAUCAUUUGAUAAUCAAUUUGAACUCUGGAAAUUUACCGGAAUUCAACAAAUGGCUUAGUAUCGGACUAAAAAAAUGCCCAUUUUUGACCAAAUUUGAAGUAUUCUUAAAACAAAAGAUUAUUAUUAUGUCAUUAUUAGAAUUAAUUUCUCAGAAAUCGACAGCAAAUAAGCAAUUGACGUUUAAGGAGAUAAGUAACUUCACUGGCACACCGUUGAACGAUGUGGAGCAUAUAAUCAUUAAGUGUUUCUCUCUUGGUCUUAUCAAGGGUCAGAUUAAUCAGUUAGAUCAUGUCUUACUGGUUACGUGGCUCCAGCCUAGAAUAUUAGAUUUAACUCAAAUCAAGAUUUUGUAUGAUCACUUGAUCAGGUGGACUAAUAGCGUAGAACACUUAGGCUUGGAAGUAAACAGGGAUGGUGGCUCUAUUUGGACUGGUUUAUAG